CAGGUGUUCCAAUCCCCUCCAUAUCAUGUGAUUCAGGUGUUCCAAUCCCCUCCAUAUCAUGUGGUUCAGGUGUUCCAAUCCCCUCCCAAUCAUGUGAUUCAGAUGCUCCAAUCCCCUCCAUAUUAUGUGGUUCAGGUGUUCCAAUCCCCUCCAUAUUAUGUGGUUCAGGUGUUCCAAUCCCCUCCCUAUCAUGUGAUCCAGGUGUUCCAAUCCCCUCCAUGGACACAGGUGUAUACAAUCAAGCCCCUAGACAUGCAGACGGCUUCUGCAAACAUUGGUGAAAGAAUGGGUCGCUCUCAGGAGCUC
Messenger RNA from Staurois parvus, 306 nucleotides. The record is from the annotation of a GenBank genome assembly. NCBI's taxonomy places the organism in Eukaryota, Metazoa, Chordata, Amphibia, Anura, Ranidae.